AUGUUCAGAGACCCUAAGCAAGUGAUUGCGAACCCGGCAGCGUCGCUGCCAGUAUCUUCUUUACAGCCUGUGCCCGUUGCAGCAUGGGGAGCCCUUGCAAUGGCUCAUCUUGGUGUUCUAAUGGUUGUUGGGGUCCAUAUGCUGGUGGUUCGAGAUGGAGACUACCAGUCAGCGAUCAAAAAACUCUCGGAUUCCGGAUUCACUAUCUCGACUCCGAAACGUGGCCCUCGUCCCGGAGCUAUAGCCGAAUAUCGCGACCCCGAGAGGGUCCUACAACAAAUUAACAGCGGGUACAAACAUCUAGAUGGAUCCUCAACGACCUUUAACUAUCCGGCACGUUGCCGCGAGCGUACGGAACAAGUUGUCCUGAUCCCAAAUUCAUUUGCGCAUCUGAAACUAGAACCUAAUACGGCGGGUCAAUUCGCCGAUGCUGCUCACUAUGACGUAUUCGGGAAUAUAUGGUAUCCUGACGAGGAGACACUUAUAGAAAGUCUUGUCAAAGCAGCGAUAGAUGAGGAGAGUCUUGGGCACUCAAUAUGGGGCUCGUUGCUGGAGGCAUGGGUAUCAAUGAUGGUGGGAUACUUGGACAUCCAGAACGACAUCAUUGAUAACUCUGAUGACGAGCGUGCGGUGGCUUGGUAUAGCAAGCACUUUGGUCGGAUCUACGAGGAGAACCAUGGGCCUAUGGAUCGUCGUAUCACGAAGCGCCUCGGAUCAGCCUCAUAG
Molecule: messenger RNA, 726 nt
Organism: Aspergillus viridinutans
Lineage: Eukaryota; Fungi; Ascomycota; Eurotiomycetes; Eurotiales; Aspergillaceae
Exons: 3
Coding region: 1-726 (241 amino acids)
Source: RefSeq, a predicted model, not a curated record